Molecule: messenger RNA, 6270 nt
Organism: Mesoplodon densirostris (Blainville's beaked whale)
Lineage: Eukaryota; Metazoa; Chordata; Mammalia; Artiodactyla; Ziphiidae
Gene: SLC35B4
Product: solute carrier family 35 member B4
Exons: 10
Coding region: 265-1260 (331 amino acids)
Biological process (GO): transmembrane transport
Cellular component (GO): endoplasmic reticulum membrane; Golgi membrane
Molecular function (GO): UDP-xylose transmembrane transporter activity; UDP-N-acetylglucosamine transmembrane transporter activity
Source: RefSeq, a predicted model, not a curated record
AGCAUUCUGGGAAGUGUAGUCUGGCCCGGACUCGGACAUCCCUUCGGAUGAAUGGGGCCCCGGCUGACGGCUAACUACAGCUCCUCACCGGCAGCGUUGGUGGCGGCCGCCGGGAAAAGGGAGACAGCGACGGCCCCGGGACAGCAGCACUCCGGGACGGUGGUGAUGUUCAGUGCUGCGGCGAGGCGGCAGCCGGGUUUCCUGGGGUAGCAGUCUAGGCGGGCGCUUCCUCUGCGCGCUCGCUCCCCUUACCCUGCCCCGGCCAUGCGCCCUGCCUUCGCGGUGGGCCUGGUUUUCGCAGGCUGCUGCAGUAACGUGAUCUUCCUAGAGCUCCUGGCCCGGAAGCAUCCAGGAUGCGGGAACAUCGUGACAUUUGCACAAUUUUUAUUUAUCGCUGUGGAAGGCUUCCUCUUUGAAGCUGAUUUGGGAAGGAAGCAUCCAACUAUCCCAAUAAGGUACUACGCUGUAAUGGUGACCAUGUUCUUCACCGUCAGCGUGGUGAACAACUACGCCCUGAAUCUCAACAUUGCCAUGCCCCUGCACAUGAUAUUUCGAUCUGGUUCUCUAAUCGCCAACAUGAUUCUAGGAAUUAUCAUUUUGAAGAAAAGAUACAGUGUAUUCAAAUAUACCUCCAUUGCCCUGGUGUCCGUGGGGAUAUUUAUUUGCACUUUCAUGUCAGCAAAGCAGGUGACUUCCCAGUCGAGCUCGAGUGAGAAUGAUGGAUUCCAGGCAUUUGCAUGGUGGUUGCUAGGUAUCGGGGCGCUGACUUUCGCUCUUCUGAUGUCAGCAAGGAUGGGUAUUUUCCAAGAGACUCUGUACAAACAAUUUGGGAAACACUCCAAGGAGGCUUUGUUUUAUAAUCAUGCCCUUCCACUUCCUGGUUUCAUCUUCCUGGCUUCUGACAUUUAUGACCAUGCAGUUCUAUUCAAUAAUUCUGAAUUAUAUCAGGUUCCAGUCGUUGGUGUGAUAGUGCCCGUCAUGUGGUUCUACCUCCUCAUGAAUGUCAUCACCCAGUACGUGUGCAUCUGGGGCGUCUUCAUCCUGACCACAGAAUGCGCCUCCCUCACCGUUACCCUCGUCGUGACCCUACGCAAGUUUGUGAGCCUCAUCUUUUCCAUCUUGUACUUCCAGAACCCUUUCACUCGGUGGCAUUGGCUGGGCACCUUGUUUGUCUUCAUUGGGACCCUAAUGUACACAGAGGUGUGGAACACCCUGGGAACAACCAAAGGCCAGCCUCACAAGGAGGCCAAGAAGAACUGAGGCCUUCCUGGAGUAGAGAGACCAGAGGCUAGUGAGCCAGGGGCUGGCCACCAUUUCACCUUGGUUAAUGCUGAAUCACCCCCCAUGUGCCAGAGAAUCCUCAGAGGGAUGGACUUCUCAGAUUUCUCAUGCCUAUACAGACCAACAUUUGUGGACCCUGAAUAGGAGCCCCCAACCCUGAAAUAGGAAAAAAGAACAGUUCUCCACUAUUGAACAGCCUUUCCAUUUGUUGUUUCUACCAAAAUUUCAGCACUGUACUUGCUUAUUGAAAUCUGAGUCCCCAGAGCUACUGGUUUUACAUCCACGGUCUUGGACAAGAUUAUCCCUGUCCUGAUGAUUCUCUGCUGUAACAGUCUUUAUCCUUCUGUGGCCUUUCCCCUUAUUCCAUCACCCUGCCACCCACAGCAGCACUUUCAGGCAGAUGCUCCAGGCACCACCACCCCCCACCAACCAGGAACAACCGAGUGGCCGGGUGAACCGAGGCACUGGGAUGCUGGGGCUGGGAUUUCUCCCGUGUGUUGGGAAAGAAGCAGGUGUCCCCGUGCACCCUGGUGACCCUGGGGCAGGACUGGUGGGAAUCCUUUCCCACAUUAUUCCUUUUUUUGUUUCUAUGGAAAAGUCAUAUGCUUUCACACCUUUUGCUUUCUGUACUUAGAACAAACCUGCGGCAUCUCUGUAUGGCACAGCGUUAAUAAGAAAGAAAGGUUGUGUAUGAAUUGGGAAAGAGAGACUUUUUCUGUCUUCUCUGUUUUCUGGUUCAUUAGCCUCGAGCUGAGAUGGUGACGCCAGGAUGGCCCAGGAGAAGCUGGCUGCGGGGGCAGGGGCACCCAGAGAGCACAGACAGGCACUGCGGGUGGGCUCCACGUGGGGGAGGUUAAGCCUUUGAAAUGCUUCUCAACCAGAGAGGGUCAGCUCCGCCAGGCAACCCUGAUAGUUAUGACCAGCCAGGCUAAUGAGUGAACCAAUAUAUUCAGUGGGUGUGGUGUAUCAGUCAGGCCAAAUCACAACUAAAAUGGAAAUUUUUUGGGGGGGGGAUGUCAUCUUAAUGUUCUUGAUGGGUAUGGGAGUGUGUAUGUUUUAUCAUAUGUAUUAAUAGAAACAUGCCCCCCUUUUGCUAAUCAUUUCAAAGGUCUGGUUUUCCUCCCGUGGGAUAACUUUGAGAAAGAAGAACAGUGUCAGGAUGGCACAUGUAGGUGUGUGUGUGCUCUCGUGUGGUUUGUGAUCACUUGGGAGAAGAGGAAAGCGUGACAGUGUUUUUAUUUCCUUCUCCUUCACUCAGUUCGGACCUUCAUUGUCUCACCCAGGUACGUGCUCUGGAGGCCGUCAGACUUACCAGCCCAUCUUUUUGCACACAGACAGAGGCCUCUCCUGCGCUGGGUUCAGGUUGUGUUCUUAUAUCGAGAUUUGGGUCUCAGGGCCUCUUGAGCUCACCCAGGGUGUGGUGUGUUUAUUCUACUAUCUGGAGCUAUUCUCUGAUGGGUCUGCAAUAAGUGUCCUAGAACCACCGGGUUGCUUUGGGGAAGUCACUUAGGCUGCUCGGGUUUUUUGUUACAUAAAAUGUGGAUGCUGUUUCUCCACCGAAGUCACAGGGUUUUCAGAUCAAUUUGUCGUUCUGGACAUUGACAGCUGUCCAGUGCCAGUGAAGGUCUAUACUAAAAGGUGUGGAAUUAGGUGUGAACUUGUUCAUGGACUCAAAAGGUACUGUAGAUUUCCUCAGACUGAUGGUGCUAUAAAUACCAUGUGUUAGAUAUCCUCUUAAAAACAAGAACAACAAAAGCUACUUUUCUUAUUGUUUAAUAGAAGAACCUGUCCCCAGGGGCUAUUUGAUUGCUGCAUAUCUGGAGUCUUGACAGGAUAACUCCUAACAGGAUAGAGCCUUACAUGACGUAGUAUCACUCUUUUUAUGUUGAUGGGAAAUAUUACAAUUUUUAGUUACUGAAACAGUGCUGAUGUACACAGACAGCAUGUAACUGGGUCCACGAGGUUUUAGAUUCUGGCUUUAGAGUGUGUGUGUUCCUCAGUCUGAACACCUCUGCUGGUCUUAUUAAUAGGAGGAUAUGUAUGGACAGAUUAAAGCACUCAUACAGUGAAAUAAGCGCAUGUAAGAACAGAAGGUCUGAGAUGCCCUGGGAAUUGGGUUUUUUCUCUAGUAUUUGGUUAUAAGGAAAUAAAUCUAACAGACACUAGUUAAUACUUUUUUAAACAAUUUAUUCCCUUUGGUUAACUUAUUUUUCAACCCAAGUUGAAAUUGAUCUCAAUCCCUGUUAAAAGAGCAAAUAAACCAUUUUACAGAGGGUCAGACUCAUCCCUAAUUGGAGGAGAAAUGUCUAGUAAACGCCUUUCAUCUUUCUCUGGAUCAAGACCAUGUAAUUUUUGAGCCCCAGAGAUAGAGGGUUUAGUUUGUUUACAAGAGAGAUUGGUGUUUAAGGCAUCCAAAACUCUACCCUUAGAACAAAGAUCAAAUAGCAAAUGACUAGCCAGAAAAUUGUGUGUGUGUGUGUGUGUGUCUGUGUGUGUGUACACCCGUGUACUCACUUCACAGCUUGACCAGAGUCGUGAGGUACCAGGAGAAUAUGGGGGAUACUUGAAUUAUUUUAUUUAAUGUGUACAGAACCUUUACCACAGUUCUAUUGUCAUAUUAUAAAUGCUUUUUCAUUUUCUAUUAGGAAUUUAUUUUUGAUCCUUUCUUUUCUUUUUCAUCCAACUAAAACCAUUAAUGCAUUUGAUAAGUUUCUAUCUAGUUCUAAAGUAUUUAGACACAAUCCAAAUAGUUUUUUCCUUCUUCGUGUCCAGUUAUGCAAAAUGAAUAUGGUACUUUAAUUGGGUCAUUGUGUCAAGUGAAGAAAAACCACGAAAGCUGAGCUGAUCUGUGCCACCCCUACCAAACCCCUUCCAUUCUUCUGGGAAGGUCACCUGAUAAUUUUUAAGGAUUCUAAUAAAUAGCUCGUGGUCAUUCCCUGAGCACGUUUCCUCCCUUCUGCAUAUUUUUUUCACUUCUGAUCCCCCACUUCCAGUUUCUUCAGCAACCUCUGGUCACUCGUGUAGUUUUCUACUGAGCAACACCUAUAAUCUUGUAUCUGUUUAUGCCUCUAUUCUUUGGGGGCCUCUGGGUGUUUCUCUGUGGGUUUUUACAGGGUAUACAUAUCUGUGUAGCAUGUAUCUUGUUAUACAUUGUUACAAGCAUUGAUACUACGGGGGUGUGUCCAUAAGGAUGCGAAUAUCUGGCAGAGUAUGUGAAUGUAUGUGUAGAUGAAUAUGAACGGGAUGUAAUGUAAUGUAAUGUGAAAAUAUUUAUAUGUUCUGUUGUAGCUCAAAGUGGGGCUGAGAAUCCUUACCACGUUCCUGUCUAUAUUUGGAAAGCAGCAGUAUCUGUAUUUUGCUCAUUUUUACCCUGCCUCUAGCUGACUUCUCUCUCAGUGCCAAAUGCCUGUGGUAAGAGGAGGUGGAAAGCAUUAGGUCAGGAGUAAUUGUAAACCAGUGAAUUAGCUCUGGGCUGGUGGACAUGCUCAUUGGUGGACAGCUGGCAUAUGAGACAAUGUAGCAAAGACCUGAGCAUCUCCACAGAUGCACACUUGAGAGGACCCCAACGUAGAGAUCUGAAAUCAAGAUCCUACAAUUUGUUGUAGUUUGUUUCUCUUUGGCUAGGAGUAAAUAGAAUUAUGAGCAUUUUGGUCUCAAUAGCUUUAUUCUGAAAAACGUGCGUGGAAUUUACCUGUGGCAGUUCAGUCUUGGGUUGAAAGAACUGUCAAUAUAGAUAAAAUCCAUUUUUAUUACAGAUGUGUGACCUUUGAAAACGAGUAUAAACAGUGUCAGUAAAAUAACUAGUCAUAAGCAUUGGAAUAUGUUCAGUGUGUGCCAGGCUGGGGUGGGAGACUCUGUAGUGUGCUCUCUCUUUCUAGCAGCUUCCUCACAGUGGACAUUGCAGAGAAGGGAGGGACCAGGGUCUGACUUUUGUCCCAUGAAUAAAUAAACCCUUACCAAGAUCUCUUACUCCCUCAAGUUUCUGAGAAACCUUCUAAUGGUUCCCGAUACCCAUUCCCACUCUUCAUCAGUUGAUUAGCAAGAAAAUAAGACGAAACAGUCCUAAGAUUCUAAGCCAGAGAGGGAAGGAAGGAGUUGUGGGUAUUCGGCUUUUUGUCCUCCAGUUGCCUGGUGGGAGGAGGGCAGAGCAUUACAAAUUUAGCACCUUCCAUCUCUUUGAUGCUCAGUGCCAGCAGCUGCCCUCAGGGUACCAUUAAAGAUGCUUAAAAGUUUUUGGAGUAGGCUGCCUGGGGUGACCCUUACAUCUCCAAAGCUGGUAGAGUUGGUUUGCAUCAGCUGAUGCCUAGAGCUCAUUGUCUUUUUGUCUCCUCAGUAUCAUACUGAGACAUUCCUCUGAGCUUUACCUACUUAAAUCACUAAGAUCUUGCAAAAUGUCCUCAAUUUCAAUCAAGUAAGGCAAGCUAUGAGGGUACCAGAGAUAGGUGAGGGGAAAAGCUUGGUCUACAUUUAGAAGAAAUAAGACCCAUAUUUUUUAAGGGAAAAAUUGUAAUAAUUCUUUGGCACAUUGGAUUAUUUAUAGUUUUUAAGAUGUAAAGAAGACUCCCGUGAACGGAGAGAAGCAGUAGUUAUUCCCCAACGUGAUAAAAAUGUCUUUGUGUAUCACUUGCAAUCACAAAUCAUUUCUGUGUUAAGUUGCUUUCAUUCCAGAAAAUGGCAUCAUCCUCCAAAGAAAAGGGGGAUGAUUUUUAAGUAGGAUUUCGUAACAGAUUAUGUGUUGUGGGGCUGGGGAGGGAUGAUGGGGAUUUGAUUUAUCCAGCCUCCGAGCUCUUCAUUCAUAUUGUGAUUUAAGAACAGAGAUGGGGGAGGAGGGGACUAGACAGCAGCAGAGUAUGUAGAACAGCUAAGACAUUAGUGAGUAUUCAGAUUUUGAGCUGUGUAAAUAUCAGAUGUCGGCUUCCAGUCUUACGAGUUAUUUGAGCAGAGUUGAGGAAAGGGACAUUUUGUGAAUAAAAUGUUUUGCCAAACAAA